Molecule: messenger RNA, 1239 nt
Organism: Cryptomeria japonica (Japanese cedar)
Lineage: Eukaryota; Viridiplantae; Streptophyta; Pinopsida; Cupressales; Cupressaceae
Product: BAG family molecular chaperone regulator 6-like
Exons: 2
Coding region: 1-1239 (412 amino acids)
Biological process (GO): protein folding
Cellular component (GO): plasmodesma
Molecular function (GO): protein-folding chaperone binding
Source: RefSeq, a predicted model, not a curated record
AUGGAUAAUCCUUUGUUUGGUGGGUCUUGGGGUCGAGUCCCUGAAAGGCGAUCUUAUCAAAGGCCGCAUUACUAUCAUCCAAACCCUUACGCUACAAAUUCGUUCGCCCCUCCAGUAAAAUCGGAGAGCACGCCCAAGGUAAAGGCCAAGAAGGUCAUCUCAAUUCCAAUCAAUUUCGUCGAUUCUGAGACACCCAAAUCCAGAAAGGCACCCGCCAUGGACGAAAAUACAGCGGCUUUUAAAAUUCAAUCGGCUUUCCUAGGGUUUUGUGUGAGGAAGUCAAGUCAUCUGAACAAAUUGAGGGUUAUAAUGAAAACCAAGGCAGAGGCUGCAGAAAUUCGGAGGCGUGUGAAUGACGAACAUGUUGCAGAGUUGAUAAGACGAGCUGAGAAGGAGCGGGUGAAAAUGACGGAGUGCAUCAUGUCUCUACUGCUCAGGCUCGACGAAAUUCAGGGAGUGAUUCCUUUUGUGCGGGAAUCAAGAAAGGCUGUGAUUCCCAAAUCCAGGCAAGAUGCUGCUACAGAAGUUUCAGUAACUUCUGAACCGUUAGUGGAGGGGUGCACCACUGUCGAAGAAAAUGGAUCUGCAAGGUUCUUGGAGGAGAAUCCUUAUGAGGAAUUCAAGAGAAAGGAGUUGUCAGGGGGAACAAUUGAGGUCUCUGUGAGUAGUGAAAAAGCAUUAGCAGAGGAGUCUUUGCCUUCUCCAAUGCGAGAUUUGCAAAUUGAGGGUUCCCCUGAAGAAGACAAUAAUAACAUUGGAGUAGAAGAUUUUGAACAAAGCUCUUCUGAAGCUGGAAAAGUAGUGUCUGGCACAAUGGUUGAUGUUGUUGAUAAAGAUGCAGAGAAUUUGAAAAGAAAAAAAGUUGAAAGCCUACUCUUGGAGGCUGAUCCAUCACCUGCAAUCCCUUGCACAGAGGAAGGUGUUCAAUUAGGAAAUUCAAGGGAUGAUGAAGAAGCAGGGGAUAAGAUGAGAGAGCAAGUAAAGCCCAUUGAAGAUAUUGGCUUGGUAAGAGAAGAGAAUGAGAAAUUAAUGAGGAGUGUAUCUGAUCUGUUGAAGAAAAGUGAGAAACAGAGUGAGAUUAUUCAUGAUCUGAGUCUGCGAGUUUCACAGUUGGAAGAGCAAGUAUCUCAGUGCAACAAAAAGAAAAAGGUUGGGGAUGGAAUGAAGAAAAGUGGUAGAUCUACAAAGGACAGGAGAAGAAAAUCUGACAGAUACUGCUUUAAGGAGGAUUGGUUUUGA